Ectocarpus sp. CCAP 1310/34 is the source of this 609-nucleotide messenger RNA. NCBI's taxonomy places the organism in Eukaryota, Phaeophyceae, Ectocarpales, Ectocarpaceae. The record is from the annotation of a GenBank genome assembly.
AUGUUCAGCAUCGCCAGUGGCCUCCUGGUGGCCGCCCUCUUGUCGAGGACGGCUCAGGCGGGGAACUGGUUGAGAACGUCGCCGCGCGGGAACGCCCUGCCUGACGGUGAACCGCCGGCAUCCUUCGACCGCAGGGAAAACGUAGUGUUCCCCGCGGGCGUGUCGAGCGAGCGGGACGUUCGCCCUGCCUUGCUGCAAACCAACAAGUUCUACUCGAACUUCCUGCUCAAUGGCCCCGCCCGCGCGGCGUGGACUCUACCGUACAUCGUGUCCGUGAACGAUGACCUCCCGUUCGGGAUGAGCGUGGCAUAUCCCAAGUUUUUCGAAGGAGAGAGGUCGGAGGAUGACCGCCUCGAGUGGUACGCAACUACCACAACGAAGGAUAUCGUCCUAAGCGCCGUGGAGUUGCACACCAACCAAGAGGCGACUUUGACCGACUUUGACGACCAGGGAUUUACCGCAUUCGUCAGUUUUUCUUCUGCUUUGGUGGAUGGAAGCAUGAAGACGUGGCUCGUGCGAGGAAUGGUAAGACCGACCAACGUUCGCUCAUUUGCAAGUGUUUCCGUCUUGAGGCUUACCGAAUACGUAUCGUCCAAGUCGGAUUGUUAA